Messenger RNA from Selaginella moellendorffii, 1607 nucleotides. RefSeq lists its product as uncharacterized. The transcript is spliced from 7 exons. Bases 122 to 1468 code for a protein of 448 amino acids. The record is from RefSeq and is a predicted model, not a curated record. NCBI's taxonomy places the organism in Eukaryota, Viridiplantae, Streptophyta, Lycopodiopsida, Selaginellales, Selaginellaceae.
UUCGGUGACUCCCACAAAAGUUCUUCGGUUUCGAUCGAUCGUUCGUUUUCCCUUCGUGUUCUUCUUGGGGGCCUAGCCUCGAAUCUUCUCCAUCGAUCAAGCAGCCAAUCGCUCUUUGGCUAUGGCCGCUUGGAUCGUUCUCCUUGUAAGCACCUACAUUCUUCUCUCUCGUCUCACGAGUGUCUCUAGCUCUUCGCAACACGCAUUGUUCCAAAGUUUUGCGAGGAGCAACGCUAGCAGCAGCGGCCGCGUCGAAUCCGGCAGGAGAUUCUUGCUGGAUUACAUCAAUCGUCCCUUCGUCAAGAGCUUCAAUCUUUCGGAUGGGAGCGUGGUGGAUUGCGUGAGGAUAGAAGACCAGCUUGGAAUCCAGCAUCCUCUCCUCAAGAACCACAAGAUCCUGAGAAAGCCGACGAUCUUGCAGCCACAGUCGAGCGAUCGCUCCGCCAGCAGCAGGAGCGGUCGAUUCAAACGCAAUGCCACUUCUUCGUCGCCAUGGCAGCUCUUCCACCACGAACACAACUCCUGCCCCGACGCCACCGUGCCCGUCCGCCGCCUCCUUCCCAAGGACCUGGAUCGAAUGCAAACCCCCGAGGUGUUCCUCCACAAGUACCCCCAGUCGAUCCAGUCGGGCACGCACCGCAUUCCCGCGUCGCCCAACUCGCGAUCCUCGCGAAAGAAGCGAAGAAGGCGAAGAACAAGGAGAGACCAUCAUCUCACCCCUCCAUCGGUUGAUGGGCACCAGUAUGCGAUCGUCCAGGCAGUGGGCAGCUUCUCAGGAUCGCAGGCCUACCUCAGCAUCUGGGAUCCGGCGGUGGCUACCUCGUCGGAUUUUAGCCUCUCGCAGCUCUGGCUGGGCGGAGGAUCUCACGAGAGCAUCAACACGGUAGAAGCCGGAUGGCAAGUCUACGAGCUCCUCAAUGGCGACAGAAGCCCACACCUCUUCAUCUUCUGGACGGCCGAUUCCUACAAGAACUCGGGCUGCUACAACCUCCGCUGCCCCGGAUUCAUCCAAACCAGCCCCAACGUCCUCCUUGGCGGCGCAAUCUCCUCCAUCUCCAGCCCCGACUCCAGCCUCUUCUUCAAGAAAUUCCUGAUCUUCAAGGAUCCAGUCGCGUGGUGGCUCCAGAUCGACGACGAGUGGGUGGGCUACUGGCCGGCGUCGCUCUUCACGACGCUGGGGCAGAGCUCGCAGUGGAUGCAAUGGGGCGGCGAGGUGUGCCUCUCGGGAGCCUCCGAUGGGCCGGAGCUCUCCACGCAAAUGGGGAGUGGCUUCUUCCCCGCCGAGGGCAACACGCGCGCGGCGUCCCAGUGCGAGCUCGCCUACCUGGACGAUCAAAUGCGCCAGUUUGACGCGGUGGAUCUCGCCGAGUUCUCCACCGAUCCCGAGUGCUACACCGCCAGGAAGUACUUCGAUCGAAACUGGGGCUCGUAUAUCAUCUUUGGCGGCCGGGGAUGCUCCAAGAGCUAGUCGCCACUGGCGAUCUCUUCUCUCUUCUUCUUCUUCUUCGUCUAGAUCGUCUUGGGUUUUUGAGAGAUUUUUCUCUAUCAUCUCAGCAGCAGCCUCACCAUUUCGUGAUGGCGUAACUUUCGAUCAUCCAUUCCUUGUU